AGUAUAAAGGAUUUUCACAAAUUUCAAUCCGUGCUAAAAUUCUUUGGCAAGUGCGCAAGCCUUUACAGAGUACCACUGUUGCGCUAAAGAAGACACAUAAUGUGCGCGUUCACUUUGGAUUUCAAUCAUGGUGUUAUCCACUAUGAGUUCACGUCAAUAUACUAUUUACUCUUCAGGUCAACAGUCAACAUUCCGGAGAAUGUGGUGCCUUCAAAGGCACCAAAAUCCACGUUAACAUGUAAAAAAAUUAAUAAUUUAUUUUUGAACAAUUGAAUGGUUGUCGAGAUGGCUGAAUGUAAUGAUUCAAAAUCCAAUGACGAUUACAAUAAUUCAAUAUCAAAAAGUCAAAUAGAAAUAAAUGAAUGUUUGAGUAGUUGGCUUACGUAUCUACAGAUGCUCAACAAUUUAUGCUCUGCUGGUACAAAACUAGCUCAAUCAUUACAGUCAAUAUUAUCAAGCUAUGAGACAACAAUUCAUUGUCGGCUUACGGGUCAGUGUCUUGCUGGUUGGGAAGAACUUACUAGAGCGACAAGUAUAGCAAGUAACACCGUUAAACACCAUGUGAUUGCGGCCUUGAGAGACCAUGAAGUUCGAGACAGUGAUGUUGAGAAACAUGACAUUCUUCGGGACAAUCUCUUGACCUUUAUAAAUUUACAAUAUCAAUUUUGUGUAGCUUGUUGUGAAUGUUUAGGUGGAAUGGCAGAAUGUUCAUGCUCUCAAUCAGGAAAAAAUGAAUGUGAUAUUGCAGCCCUUCAACAAUGCUUUGAACGCCUUCAUAGUCCUCAAACACCAGUUUCAUUAUCAUCAGCUCAACAAAAUAGUCACAGAUCUCCAUUGAGGUAUCCUCUUUUUCCUCUACAGGUUCAGAGACGAUGGUCAGAGACUGCAGCCGCAGAAAUGUCGGGAGAAUCUAAUGAAAAUAUCAUGAGAAGGUGGUCAAUGCCUUGGGACUGUCGUCAUGUCUCAGAAUGGCCUCGACAAGAAGAAAAGUCUAGAUUAAGAGUUCCCCAUCGUGACCGAAGUAGGUCUACUACACCAGAUUCUGUGUGGAAAUCAUCCGGAAUAACUAGUCAAGACGGUCUUCAAGAGGCUAUACAAUUACUCUCUUGUCGACCAGGUGUAAGACCAACUACUCAAUUAUCUGCUUUUUCAAGUCAGUAUAUUCCUAAUGUUACAUUAACGACUUGUCAUUUUGAAGCUAAUUGGCCAGAUUCUAAACAAAUUGGACCUCUGAAAUGUUGGCCUCAAGAUUCACACUCUAGUGAUCAUUCAGACUACUCAGGACCGCGAGAAAGUGACCAAAGUUGUUUGAGCAGUGACCAUAGAGAUUCAGAGCACAGUACUGGAGGUACUGUCAGUCAUCGAGGUAGCAAAGAUCGUAUUCACUCGUACAGUGAGCAUAGCAGUCACAGAGAUGUUGAUGGUUCUGGAAUGAAUGAUGCUCUUCCAUCACGAAGAAGUUCAUCAUCAACAGAUUCUUGUUUAUCAGCAACGAGCAGAUCGGGUUCAGAAAGUGCUGGUGCAGGGGAAUCCUCAAGAUCUCAAAUAUAUUCAAUGUGGAGUGGAGACUUGCCAUUCAUAAAAUUACCAGAAAGUAAUGAAGUUAAUGAUCAACGGCCUCCAACAAACUAAACAAUCAUUAUCAUAAUUUAAUAAUUAUAAUCAAUUAAUCGAUUUAGCAAGUUUAAAAAAAAUUAUAUAAAAUGUAUGAAAUAACGUGGACCAAUUUCGAAGAUCAAAGAUCUACAGGCGGAGAGCAAUCAUUAACUUCUUAUCAUAUCUAUGAUACAUAAUAUAAUUAUGUAGAUGCAAUAUAAAAAUGCAUAUCGAUUAUGCAUUAACUGUGUUCUCUAAUUAUUUAAAUUCGAUAAAUGUAUGCAAGUGAUUAGAAAAUCUUUGUUAUGUCAUUAAAAAGAGAAAGUACAUAUAAUAGAUAAUACGGACCAUAUUAUAUGGUACUAAUGUUUAUUAGUUGGUGUACCGAAUCAUAAAAAUAGAAAAAUUUGAAAAAAAAA
This is a messenger RNA of Chelonus insularis, 2015 nucleotides long. RefSeq lists its product as uncharacterized. NCBI's taxonomy places the organism in Eukaryota, Metazoa, Arthropoda, Insecta, Hymenoptera, Braconidae. Bases 274 to 1632 code for a protein of 452 amino acids. The transcript is spliced from 8 exons. The record is from RefSeq and is a predicted model, not a curated record.